AUGAGUCAGUCUCCUAUCAAUAGAGAUCCUAAGGUUAAAGAUGAAAAAGGCUCUCCAAAAGUGCUGCCGCCUCCUAGGAGCGCUUCUGGUAGCGACUGGAACGUAAUUCCUUUGAAAGCUUGUUCUCAGGAGGAGUUGAAGGACACUAGGAACCACAUCAUGAAAUUCCAAACAAAACAGAACGUUGAUAUCAUAAAGAACUUCACUAAGCCAGUCAGAUUGCAUAGAAAAGAUCCAAGAAACAUUCAGUUUCAGCUCACAAGAGAAGAACUCGAUCGUCGAAAGAAGCAGGGUCAGGACGUAGGAAAAGACCUAUCUCAAAAUAGUGGAGAGGAAAUUCUAGACGAGAGUGGUAAUCCUGUUCCAUCCAAGAUGGAUUUGUCUCAAGUGGCGCCUGAUGGGGGCGCCCGCAAACACCGCAGAAAUAUGUUUAAGCGGAAAACGAAACAAGUACACAUGAUGGAUGAGGAAAAGAGAAAACUCCGUUACGAAGAAUUUUAUCCCUGGGUGAUCGAAGAUUAUGAUGGCAAGAAUAUUUUUGUUGGUAACUACGAAGGCGGUCUGUCUGAAUCAGCUCAUGUUUUGUUUGUCUUCGAUAAAGACGGAUUCAAGAUGGUCCCCGCAGAGAAGGUUUACAAAUUCACUCCAAGAAACAAAUACGCUACUUUAACCCUUGAAGAAGCCGAAGCAAAGAUGGAGAAAAAUCAGUCGGCUCCUCGCUGGCUCAUGAAACAUAUGGACGAUGGAACGUCCUCAGACCGAAGAUUUCGCAGACCAAAUGGCAGUGCCCAAGCUGGCUCCUCAUCGAACAUGCUAGCGAGAAACCAUUCAGGUCAAUCUCGUAUGCGUACUGUACAAGGUGGGUCGUCUUUGAACGAUCGUGACUCGGAUCAUGACGAGCUAGAUUUUGACGAAGAGUUCGCUGAUGAUGAAGAAGCUCCAAUCAUGGAUGGGGCGGAGGAAGAAAACAAAUUGUCCGAGAAAAAAAUGAAGAAAGAAAUGUUGAAAGCCGCUCACCUAGGAAAGCAACUGGAUAUUGAAGACAGUGAUGACGAUAUCAAUGACCUUUUUGAAGUUGAGAAGUCAAGAAAGGUCGAUAAGGAGGGUAAAAAAUUAAAGAAAGUUUUGCAUAAAACAGAAGGAGGAGUUUACGACAGUGAUGACAAUGAAAUAGAGAAUCCGUAUGUUUCUCAGUCAGACUUAGAGAGUGGAGAAGACUCGGAGGAAGAAAUAACGGUUAAGCGCGAGCCUACAGACGGUGGCCCUAACGAGGAGGUUUAUAAUAAACCAAAAACCAUGUUUGUUACAAGCGUCAAAGAUGGCUUUGUUGUCAUUCGUGCACCCAAACAGUUCUUGCAAGGAUUUCAGCCAGGUGAAUGGAACCCACACGUUCGAAAGCGCGCCCGUUCUGUCGAAGUUCAGGAGCCUUCCAAAAAACCUAGGAAGGACAUAUCUCCAGGUGUUCGGAGUGGCAGUGCUCUGCCCGUACCGGAGGCACCAGGUGGGACUGACCUCAACGACGCUGGACCUAAUGGUGAAUUAGUGACUACUAAAGAUGUUAUAGAUAUAGUUCGUAGCCAGCCGCUAGCAACGAAGGAGCUAUUGCUCAAGUUGAAGCAUCGCAUCGGCAUGCACAAGGAUAACAAACAGAGAAUUAUAAGCAUUGUGAAGUCAAAUCUUAAGCUAGUGGACGGUAAACUAUGCUUGAAAGAUUGA
Molecule: messenger RNA, 1716 nt
Organism: Candidozyma auris
Lineage: Eukaryota; Fungi; Ascomycota; Pichiomycetes; Serinales; Metschnikowiaceae
Gene: TFG1
Product: transcription factor IIF subunit TFG1
Exons: 1
Coding region: 1-1716 (571 amino acids)
Biological process (GO): positive regulation of transcription elongation by RNA polymerase II; transcription initiation at RNA polymerase II promoter
Cellular component (GO): nucleus; transcription factor TFIIF complex
Molecular function (GO): RNA polymerase II general transcription initiation factor activity; DNA binding; TFIIF-class transcription factor complex binding
Source: RefSeq, a predicted model, not a curated record